Molecule: messenger RNA, 2010 nt
Organism: Humulus lupulus (European hop)
Lineage: Eukaryota; Viridiplantae; Streptophyta; Magnoliopsida; Rosales; Cannabaceae
Exons: 4
Coding region: 1162-2010 (282 amino acids)
Source: RefSeq, a predicted model, not a curated record
CUCCGCUUGGUCCCGACGCCGAACCCACCCACAUUUCAGCCAUAUCGUCGAGCCCACGUCGCCGGAGCCCACGUCGCCGGAGCCCAAGGUUUACAACACCUAAGACCCCACACUCCCCUUGCAAGCCCGAUACCCUAGCCCAAGAUGUCACUCCUCAUGCUUCCUACUGAAAGGCAUUAUCCAGCAAAGGCUGCGUAUAGGGGAGGGAGCAUUAUGAGUACAAUAAUAGCGAAGUUCACGACAUUUGACUUGUUGGAACGAGCGAAACAGUCACCAUUCAAGCAAUUCUUCUUAGCUCCGCCUCUACAAUAUUUUGGAGUUAUUAUUCACCAGUUACUGCUUAGGAGAGUUGUUGGUAGAGGAAAGAACGAAUACUGCUUGAAUUUUAAUAUUUGUGGUCAGAAUACAAGGUUUGGAAUUAGUGAAUUUGGUUUGAUCACUGGAUUGAAUUGUGGAAUUUCUCCGGAUCAGGCAAAGUAUAAAGAAAUGACCAAGAGUAAAAGACUUCUCCAGACAUACUUGAACAAUAAAGAAUGUUUGUCUUCUGAAGAGUUGGAAGAUGGAUUCAAAAGGUGCGAUGUGAAAGAAGACGUAUGGAAAUUAGGUCUAUGUUUUUUGGUAGACUCUCUUUUAUUACCUAGUGAACCAAAGAAGAAAUGCUUUAUUGAUGUCCUUUCCAUCGUGGAAAAUGAAGAUGACUUCUUCAACUAUCCUUGGGGGAGAUUAUCGUACGAGAAGACAUUAUUCGGCUUGGCAAAAGAUAUGGAAAGGCUAAGGAAUAAAUACUUGAAGAAUGUUGAGCAAAAGAGAAAAAGACCAGCACCUCAGUACACAAUUUAUGGUUAUGCCAUUGCUCUGCAAUAUUGGGCCUAUGAAAUUUUCACAAAGUUCUCUGCAUUUGCUGAUCAACAACCCCUGGCCUUUCCAAGAAUGCUUAGCUGGUCAGCGCAUAAAAUGCUGAAAGAGAAAGAUAUUGAAGGUGUAUUUAAGAAAAAAAGUGCAAGUCGUUAAGAUUUUAUUUGAGUUUGUGAUUUAUAAGUAAUGUUUAUACCUUAUUAAUUUAUUAUUUUGUUGCAGAAUCUUGUGAAGGCCACGCUCAAUCCAAGACCCGAAGAGAAAGAAUUUCAUGACUCUAUUAUUCAAGGACCAGAUGAACUACUCAUGGGACGUGUUAUUAGCUUUGUAGACGAUGAUGUGAAAUUGGAGUUUGAAAGGGAAGAACGUGAGGAAUCUCCCACAAAGCCCGAUGUAGCAGAUGGGCAUCGUCACGAGCAAGACAAGAAAGAGAUACCAACUCCAAUUAACACCCACCAUGAAAAGUUGUUAGCUGAUAUUGACACUUUGAAAAGUAACCAACAAAGAAUGGAGGAGAAGUUGGAUUAUCUAAUUGAAUUAGUGCUCUCGCAACGUAAAGGUAGUGAUUUUGAGGAUUCAUUAUCAGAUGAGCAUCUUGCUUCACCACACCAUACAUUUAUUAUGGAGCACGUUGUUGGAGAAGAUAGCCCUAGCUGUAAGGUGGUAUCUCCUGAAGAUAUGGCUGGGGUGGAAUUCAAGAGAAGGAGGGUUCCAACGAAAAGAAUUUUUGGUUUCGAGUUUACUGAUCCAACUAAGAAGAAAAAGAAAGCAAAGACAAUUGUAACUGAUCCUUGUGAAAUUAAUCCCCUACAGCCAUAUGACGAAAAGCAAAUGAGACGUUUUAAGAAAUGGGUAAUUGGUUUAAAAAAGAAUGAUAAGCCUAUUUCUCUCUUGGCUGGUUCGUGCACUGCGAAAUGGUUUAUUCAGCUACUUACACCACAUACAUGGCUGGACGGACUGCACAUUGAUGCAGCUUUAGGAUUGAUGAAAGAACGAGUGUACACUUACAAGAAGACUUACUCCGAAAGAUUCACCAUCGUGGAUUCUAUGUUCCAACAGUUCUUUGAACCACAUUGGGAACAAUUCAACAAGAAGAAAAUCAAAUCAUGCUACAUUUGGCCACAAGAAGUGCUUGAUUACUUGAGAUAUCAUUGA